GGUGUUGGCAAUUCUUUUGAUGAGAUGAAAAGAUAUGUGAGUUUUAGGGGGAGGUUUACACAACCUUCGAUCUUUCAUAGGAGAACGCCGUCACCAAUUUCCCAAGACAAAGACAUUGACUGACAUGUGUAACAUCGAUGGGUUCAACACAACACAACAUGUCUUAGUUAAGAUUUUUCUAACACCCAGAUGAGCCUCGUGUUUGAACUCAUUUAUCAUACUUUUCCUGCUCUUCUCUUUACAAACACCGGAAUCGGAAUCUCAAAUUUCAGCAUAGGAGAAGCAAAGAAAAAGACACAGGAAUAUGACGGGUUCAGAAUCUCCAAUCCUUAAAUCUCCACCAUGGAUUAGUUCUCGACCGUCUACCCCUGGAGCUUCGUUUCUUCAUACGGCUUCAUUGAGUUGUCCCACCAAAUAUUUCUCUGAAACAAGAGAAGUAACUAAAACUCUGGCACCAAAUGCCUCAGCUUCAUCCCCACCUUCUCCGGUGAAAAUGCGCAAACUUGGAGAACAAGAGCGUGCAUUGAGAUCUAAAACGUCAUUGACGCUUUCACUCCCAGAUGAAGAGACGUUUGGUCAGCCUAUUAUCGACUUACCUGGCUUAAACAUAGCCCGCGAUUUUGGUUUUGGAUUGAGUCUUGGAUCAAGGACGUCAAGAAUCGAAGAGAGAAGAUCAGUUGCUUUUGUGGAAGAAACCAGAGAGGAUGGCAAAAAAAUCUUGAAGGAUGUAAAUUUUGAUACUCACAAACGACGUAUUGAGGACAAAGGACUUGAGCCGAUGCCAAUAGGAGAUGGAGCUGAGGAAGCGAAGCAAAGGAGUAUCUCUGAGAUACUUGAUCGGCGGGAAGGCGACGAGGAAGGCAAAUGCAAUAUAUUCUUUGGUCGCUUUAGGAAGGUUUGGGGAUAUCUCACUGUGAAAUUUUCUUGUUUUUAGGGUUGGAUAUAAAAUAGCAGACGCAAUCUAGGUAUGAGCUUUCACGAACGGAAUUAUUUCAACAACCAAACUGAAUCCAAUACGUCGAACAGUCUAAGGGUCCGAAGAUUCUGUUUGAAUUCAAGAACAGAAAGCCUCUAGGUUCCAGAAUGAAGUGUGGGCUAUCAAACAUCACAAGGUUGCGAUGAUGGUGGUCUAUGAGUAUGAGUAGCAUCCGAUGUCAUGUAAAUUGGUAUCAUUCACAACAAUCGGGAUUGAUUAAUUUCAAUUCUUGGACGAGCUUAGAAAGAUAGGAAUUCUCCGGGAUGGCAUGUUCAACAUAAUACCUAUUCAUCGAUCUCGAAAAACCAAUUGUUCCCGAUGAAUAUAUUGAAAUGCAGAAGGAAAAAUUGGGUAGCUAAAAUUAGACACAUGAUAACGAUCAAUAUUAGUGAAGUUGAAGAUA
Botrytis cinerea B05.10 is the source of this 1379-nucleotide messenger RNA. RefSeq lists its product as hypothetical. The record is from RefSeq and is a predicted model, not a curated record. The transcript has 2 exons. The coding region runs from base 305 to 934 and encodes 209 amino acids. Lineage: Eukaryota; Fungi; Ascomycota; Leotiomycetes; Helotiales; Sclerotiniaceae.